UCCUCCUCCAAACCUGUCCGCAGUACGGUCCGUUCGUUCAGCGCAGCUUGGAACCGUCCACAGCAACAUGCAGGAUGGCGAGCGUGGAGACAGCAGCCGAACACGAACGCAUCCUGCGGGAAAUCGAGAGCACGGACACCAACUGCAUCGGGCCGACACUCCGGUCGGUGUACGACGGUCAGGAACAUGGCCUCUUCAUGGAGAAGCUCGACGCUCGGAUCAGGAACCACGACAGAGAGAUUGAGAAGAUGUGCAACCAUCACUUCCAGGGUUUCGUCGACUCCAUUACUGAGCUGCUCAAAGUCCGAGGAGAGGCCCAGAAGCUGAAGAGUCAGGUGAUUGAAACCAACGUACGACUUCAGGAAGAUGGGAAAGUGCUCAUCGGUUCGAUGGAGGAGCUGAAACAGUGCCGAGUGCAGCAGAGGAACAUCGCCACCACCAUAGACAAGCUGGCUCUCUGCCUGCCAGUUCUGGAGAUGUACAGCCGACUGCAGGAGCAAAUGAGAGCCAAAAGGUACUAUCCUGCGUUACGGACUUUAGAGCAGCUGGAACACACGUGUCUUCCCAGAGCCGGCCAGUACCGGUUCUGCUCCAUCAUGGCUGAGAACAUCCCCAAGCUGAGGACGCUCAUCCAGGACACGGCCAUGACGCAGCUGCGAGACUUCCUGGAGAGCAUCCGCAAACACUCGGACAAGAUCGGAGAGACGGCCAUCAAACAGGCUCAGCUGCAGCGCUCGCUGGACAGCUCCGUCACCCUCCAGCCCAGAGCUCUGAUUGGCCGGCGCGGCAGGAAGGAGGCGGCGGCGGUAACGGAGAGCAGCGGAGAGGGAGGCAGUCCCCUGUCUGAACAGGACUCUGGCAUUCUGGACGUGGAGGAUGAAGAGGAGGAAGAUGUCCCAGGAGCUCAGGACCUGGUGGAUUUCUCCCCAGUGUACCGCUGCCUCCAUAUCUACACUGUGCUGGGUUUGCGUGAUGUGUUUGAGAACUACUACAGAAAGCAGAGGAGGAAACAGGCUCGCCUCGUACUGCAGCCGCACUCUAACAUGCAUGAAACCCUGGAGGGAUACAGGAGGUACUUCAAUCAGAUUGUUGGCUUCUUUGUCGUGGAGGACCACAUCCUUCACACCACCCAGGGGUUGGUCAACAGAGCCUACGUGGAGGAGCUUUGGGAGUUGGCUUUGUCUAAAAUUGUCGCUGCCUUGAGGACGCACUCUUCGUACUGUGACGACCCAGACCUGGUUCUGGACCUGAAGAACCUCAUCGUCCUGUUUGCUGACACUCUGCAGGGUUAUGGUUUCCCCGUGUCCCAGCUGUUUGACAUGCUACUGGAAAUGAGGGAGCAGUAUGGAGAAAUCCUGCUGAAGAGAUGGAACAUCACCUUCAGGCAGAUUCUGGACCAGGACAACUUCAGUCCAAUCCCGGUUUCUACAGAGCAAGAAUACAGACAAUACACUUCUCAAUUUCCCCUCCAAGAUCCGGAACUGGAAAAGCUUUCCUUCCCCAAGAAGCUUCCUUUCUCUGAGUUUGUGCCAAAAGCCUACUGCCAGCUGAAAGAGUUCAUCUAUGCUUGCCUGAAAUACUCUGAGGAUCUUCAUCUCAGUUCCACCGAGAUUGACGACAUGAUCCGCAAGUCGACGAAUCUGCUGUUGACCAGAACCCUCAGUAACUGCCUUCAAUACGCCAUCAAGAAGAAGAAUGUGGGCCUGGCAGAGUUGGUGCAGGUGAUCAUCAACACCACCCACCUGGAGCAGAGUUGCCACUUCCUGGAGGAGUUCAUAACCAACAUAACAAACGUCCCGCCUGAAACGGCGAACGCCACCAAGCUGUACGGGACCGCAACGUUUAAGGACGCCCGCCAUGCAGCUGAGGCGGAAAUCUACACCAGCCUGAAUGCCAAGAUCGACCAGUUUCUGCAGCUGGCGGAUUACGACUGGAUGUCUGCGGCGCAGAGCAGCGGCGGUCUGACGACCAGCGACUACCUGGUCGACCUCAUCACGUUUCUGAGGAGCACGUUCAGCGUCUUCACCAACCUGCCGGGUAAAGUCGCCCAGACGGCCUGCAUGUCGGCCUGCAAGCACAUCUCCACCUCCCUGAUGCAGCUGCUGCUCGACCCAGAGGUCCGGCAGAUCUCCAUCGGUGCUCUGCACCAGCUCAACGUCGACCUCAAGGAGUGUGAGAGUUUUGCCAGAGCCGGCCCGGUCGCAGGCUUCCAGGGUGACACGUUGCUUCUGGCCUUCAGUGACUUGAGACAAUUACUGGACCUUUUCACCCAGUGGGACUGGUCCACUUACCUGGCCGACUAUGGGAAAUCCACCUGCAAAUACCUGAGAGUCAACCCACACACUGCGCUGGCCCUGCUGGAGAAGAUGAAGGAGACGAGCAGGAAGAAUGUCGUCCUCGCCCAGUUCAAGAAGGCAGACAGAGACCGACAGAAGCUCAUCGACGCCGUCAUCAAGCAGCUACGCAACCUCAUCGCGCAGCAUCACGCCUAAACGGAGCCUUCUGAUUGGUCAGGAGCGCCUUCCUUCAGCCAAAAAUCAGAACUAGCACCGUGUUUUGGUUUUCGUUUCCAUCCAAUCUCCUGCUCUUUAGUUGCUAACCAAGCUUCCGUCAGUUAGCAAAUCCUCAUAGAAGCUACAGAGCCUUUAUUUUGGUCGAGAAGCAGCAGAUUUAUGAGCCGAGUCUAAAGGUGCUGCUCCUGAACUUCAUCCAUGCUGUCAGGUUUGACUUAUUCCUCUAUAUGGUGCCAGAAGUACGGAAGUCCUGAAAGGCCAAAUGAGAAAGUAAAACAUUUUCAAAGUCUGACCAAAUUUUUGACUUCUCUCAACUUCGGAAGUCAAGAGAAAAGUAAAACAAAGAUUUUUUUUUUCAUCAUGGAUUUUUUUUUUUGUGAAAUUGGAGUAUAAGUUGUUGUUUUUUUAAUUGACAAAAUUUCAUUCUAGAUGGUUGGUUGCACUUUCACAACUUUUAAGGUCAAUAAAAAACAAAGAUUUGGUCAAACUUUUUAAAAAACAAUUCUCAUUUGGCCUUUCAGGACUUCCAUAUGAGCUCGCUGAGAUGUAAAACGUUUCCAUGGAAACAGUUUAUAAGGAAUCCAUGAACGCCAAAUUUAGCCUGAGACUCUUCCAUUUUUCCCAACCAAACAGGUUGGUUUAAGAAGCGACUUUUAUCGUCUUCCACUUCGCUCGUCUUCGUUUCUUGUAGCACAACGAUGAAGCACGCUGAAUGUAUGUCUGAGAGAUUAUUCUGCAGUUUGUGAUGUCAUGUUAGGUUGCUGAAAACUUAGAAAAGCACUGAAAUAAAGUCUAAAAAAAACUAAGUAAAUACAGAAUGUUACUGCAAUAUUUUCUUAAAGGGAUACAGUCAUAUUAAAAAGAUAGACACCCACUGGUUGUUGGAUCAAAAUGUACAAAUAGUCUAACAUUCAAAUACAAACAUCAGUUUAAAAAACACACAAAUGGAACCAAAAUGGAAACGUUUUGUGAAACUAAGUACACCUUUGGGUGUGUUUUCUUUUUAACAUGACUGUAGUUUGGAUUCUGCAAAGUGGGGUUGAAUGAAAAGCCUAGAAACAUUAGUUUAGAGAAAAAAAAUCUAAAUUUAAGGAAUAUUUGGGUACUGUGGACUAAGUAUGAGCAGUCACUAUCUUACCAGGCUUCAGUCUCAGUUAUCGUUGUUUGGAAAACAGUUUCUAGCUUAUGGAAUAUUAGCAAAUGUGUGGAUCCUGUGGAGCAGUUAUAAGCAGUCAACAUCUCAUCUUGACUGAAGAACAAUCCUAUUUUGGAGAUAUUGGCGAUUUAUUCAAAAGCGGGGUUCUGUGGAGCAGUCACGAGCUGUCAGUAUCAUACCAAAGUAGAAUUCGACCAUUUUAAAAUAAAAAUUAAAAAUCUUUACACUGUUGUCACUUUAGCAUUAACAGGUCAAUUACAUAUCAACUAAAGGUAAAAAUAAAAUAAAAAAAGCUAAAAUUGAAGAUUGGCUCAUUAUCUUGUUAGGUUUUCAGUAUAAAUACUGGAGUUGGUUUAUGGAUAUGGGAAACCAAAUUUAUGGAGCUAAAAAAAUAAUUUUAGUUAUAAAAAUCUUUGUAACUAAAAAUGACAUAAAGCUGAAAAAAGUUCAAAACUAUUAUUCAGAUUCAGUUUUAAAAAAUGUCAAUUGCAAAAGUUUUUUGAUUUUUUUUUUAGAACAACAGGAAGGAAGCAUAGAUUUGGGAAACCAUCUGCAAAACUACGGAACACAAUUAGAGCCAAAAAAUUUCUUCUUCCUUUUUUUUGCGGGGAGGACUGAAAAAAUUUUAUCUCAAGCUGAAAAAAUGUUCAAAACUACUUUUAGAUAACUUACCUUUUACAGAACAGCAGUGAAACAACAAAAUAUAAAUGUUUUGCUCUCUAUGAAGGAAUACUUUCUCUGUAAACACAGAUGUUUCUGUUUAUUGCUGCUAAAUUUGGUGGAUUUUGUAGAGUUUGGUUGCUUUGACUGAUGAUAUUUAUUUAAAAAAAAGGCUCUCAAACAACCCCACUUAACAGAAAACCGUCUAACAUACAACCUGCAAAUACUUGAACCGGUGCCAGAACUUUACACCUCCACACAGAGAGUGAGAGAUGUAAAACUAAAGAAAAUGGGGGAUGUUGUCCAAACAUGGCAACUUUUUUCCUCCCAAUCCUUUCAGUGAAACUUGAUCAGAACAGAAGGGGGUUUGUUUAUAAAUGAUUAUAAAUGACUGGGUCUUAUUAAUGCUCCAAUCUGGCAACCGCUUUACAUUGUUUGUGUAGAACCAUUAAACUAAUGCCAAGCACACUCAGUCCUGUCUUCCAUAACGCCAAAAUCACUAAUUAAAGCACAACAUCUACUUAGUUUCACACUAGAUUGUUUCUCAAACUAAUAAGAAUCUUUUUUUUCUUUGUUUCAAUUUUGUUGUUGUUGUUGAACUUGGGUGCAAUAUUAUUGGAAAAUGCAGCAGCGCGUUUAAUGAAUUAACGAACAGUGUGUGCUUUUUAAAGGGAUUCAGACCUAAAUGUAAGUUUUUCUGUUUCAUGAAGAACAUUUUGUUCUGCUUUCUGUCUGAUUUUGCUGAGCGGCGGCUCAUUUUGUGGAUUUCUACGAGAGGUUUAGUUAUAUUUUGUCUUCUUUUUGGGGUUUGUUUUUUUACUUUUCCAAAAGGGAACGGGGUGUUGAAUGUGCCUUUGCUGUACGUUGUUGUUCAGUCAAUGAAGCAGCAAUACUGCAUGUUUGGACAGUUUACUGAUGUUUUACAUUUAAAAAAACAUUUUCCCACAUGUAAAGCUUAUAACUGGUUUCACUUGUUUCUGACUAACAGCAUUAGUGCAUCUUGGAGGGUUUUUGGAUAUUUUUUGCGUUAAAAAAUAAUAUUUGGUCCUUUUUCUAUUGGUUUUUCCAGUCUUCUGUCUGCAGAUGUUGUUACUUUGUUUGUUUGUGCGGAGCAAAAACUGUUGACAUUAAAAACACUGUACACUC
Xiphophorus maculatus (southern platyfish) is the source of this 5475-nucleotide messenger RNA. It is a transcript of the gene exoc6b, whose product is annotated as exocyst complex component 6B. NCBI's taxonomy places the organism in Eukaryota, Metazoa, Chordata, Actinopteri, Cyprinodontiformes, Poeciliidae. The transcript has 22 exons. Gene Ontology annotation, cellular component: membrane; exocyst. Bases 75 to 2492 code for a protein of 805 amino acids. Gene Ontology annotation, biological process: exocytosis; Golgi to plasma membrane transport; intracellular protein transport. The record is from RefSeq and is a predicted model, not a curated record.